AAUGAGAAUGAUUUUGAUCCAGGGUUCGUGGUGGAUUUUCGGACUUGAAGUGCGAAUCCAAGUCCGAUCAAAAUUAGAGAUGGAUGUCAUUCUGGAGCCUGAAGAGCGUAGCUCCACUCCAGGACAGUCCUCGCCUCACAUGGUCGAGUUCACAAGCCUCCGCCAACAUGGAGAUUCAGAUGGAGCCAGCCAUGACGCAGUUUUGGUGUCAGAUUCGGGUCGAACCUUCCCCGUGGACCGAACCUUGGUGGCCAGUCACAGUCCCGUGCUCAAAGCCCUGUUCACUUUUCCCGGUGAGCCUCACCCUGAUGGGGUCUAUUCACUCCAAUGCAUUCCAGAUUCGUGCGUCGAAGCCAACCUGACCUGGAUCUACCAACAGAACUUGCCCCUCUCGUUGAGGAAUGUGACCCUAAUCCUGGAAGGAGCCCACUACUUGGACUGUGGGGAAGUCGUGCAAAAAUGCCUGGAUUUCAUCUUCCGGCAUUUGUCGCCGAGCAAUGUCAUCAGCCUUGCCGCUUUUGGUCAAUUCCACCAGAUUUACGCCUUGAGCCACCACUGUCAACGGUACAUCGAGUAUCACUUCCGAAGAGUGGUCCAACAUUCCGAAUUCCUCGCCAUGGACUGCAACGCCUUGUUCGAGUUGCUCUGGUUGGAAAACUUGAAUGCCCCGGAGGAACUGGUUUGGGAAGCAGUGGUUCACUGGAUUUAUGCAGAUCCCGAGUAUAGGCGUGUGUUCUUGCCCACACUGAUGAGAGCCAUUCGGUUCUGCCAAUUUGGAUACCUCUUUUUGAGUGAGAUGGUGAUUCCCCAAGCCCAGUGGAUCCUACCCGAUGAUCCCGAGGUUCGAUCCAUUUUGUCCAAGUUUACAUCAUUGUACCACAAAGAGAUCACUUGGUCCGGACACUUUAUGGUUCCUUUGGUCGAACCUCCAUUCCCUUCUUGGCCGAGAUUGUCCCAAGAUGUGAUUGUCACUUUCGGGGGUUGGAGUGGCGAGGUUGCCGUAAAUCUGAUGGAAAGCUACGACAUUCGGGCCAAUCGUUGGACUACUCUACCAUUUUUUGAUCCCAUUGACGGAAGGGCCGAUUUCGGAGUGGCUUGCCUGGGCAGCAAGAUCUAUUUCGUGGGAGGCUCCAGUAACCAAAGAGAACUACGAUCGGUUACUAGUUUUGACUUAAUCACCCAAACCUUCACAAAUUGCUCUCCAAUGAAUUUUGUGCGGACCAAAGCUUGUGUGGUGGCCUUCAAAGGCCAUCUAUACGCCAUUGGAGGUUUCAACGGAUCUCGUCGAUCUCAAACCGUCGAGCGCUAUGAGUCUGAGCGAAACUGUUGGACCAAGAUGAGCCCUUUGAGAUUUGCCCGCUCUGGAGCGGGUUCCACAAUCCAUCGGGGUAAAAUUGUGAUUGCGGGCGGAUUUGAUGGAUUCACCCAACUAGACACGGUCGAAGCUUUCAACCUGGCCACUCAAAAAUGGGUGAGCAUGGGGAAAAUGUGCACCCGACGAUCGGAUCUGAGUCUUGUGUCCUUGGACGGCGUCCUCUACGCCUUAGGCGGGUUUGAUGGGCGUGACUGGCUAGCCACGGUCGAGUACUACGAUCCACGACAUCGGAUUUGGCACUUUGCCCCCUCCAUGUCAAGUCCCAGGGCCAAUUUCAGUGCCCUGGUUGUUGAUGGCACCAUAAUGGUUGUGGGAGGAUUUGAUGGCCAGAGUGGAAUACGUGAGGUUGAAAGCUACAAUCCCAAUCAAAGAGAAUGGUGGCCCAACUCCCCUUUGAAUGUGGGACGGUACGGCUUAGGCGCCUCUUUGGUGACGGGCAAUCAUCUCGACCCUGCCACCCUCGUCCAAUUUGCCUACAUUAACAGAGACCGACUAAUGGAGGAGAUGCUUGCUUCCGGUGAGAUGGCUCAGAAGCCGAGAUAUGGAGCCAGGACUGACUUGGUUACGACGAACUCGGAUAGCGAAGAUGAAGGCAACGAGGAAGGCAAUGAGACCGAUGAGGAGGAGGUUGAAGUUGAUGAGGAAGGGGACCAAAUAGGGGGAGAAGAAGAACAAGCCUUGGAAGGGGAAAUCGAAGCCUAUUUUAGUGAAGAGGACGAAGAUACCUCAGAAGAAAGCUUUGGUGAUGCUGAUGAUGAACAAGAGCCUGCUUGACACAUGGAGAACAAGAGUUCGCUUUUGAGCUUCUUUAGAACAAGUUUCUCAUUAUGCAUUUAGUGAAUCAUUACCUCCAGGCCUUUUUGCAUUGAUGCUGUACCUAUAUUUCCAUUCAAUAUUCGGGCAUUCGUUUGAAACAGAUAACAAGUGAGAUCAAAUCUCUCAAGUAGAUUUCGUGGCUUAUUAUUCUGAUUCUUUGAAAGGAUGACUAAUGAAGUCUUAAUACAGUUUUUUUCACAUUCGG
Molecule: messenger RNA, 2396 nt
Organism: Tigriopus californicus
Lineage: Eukaryota; Metazoa; Arthropoda; Copepoda; Harpacticoida; Harpacticidae
Product: kelch-like protein 10
Exons: 1
Coding region: 2-2149 (715 amino acids)
Molecular function (GO): protein binding
Source: RefSeq, a predicted model, not a curated record